Messenger RNA from Mesorhabditis spiculigera, 222 nucleotides. The record is from the annotation of a GenBank genome assembly. NCBI's taxonomy places the organism in Eukaryota, Metazoa, Nematoda, Chromadorea, Rhabditida, Rhabditidae.
AUGUAUGAGGAUCACACUGCGCUCUCCAAAAAGUCAUUCUGCUACAAAAUUUUGGUGAUCGGCGAUCCUGGCACCGGAAAGUCAAGCAUUAUCCGCCGUUACAUCCAUGACGUCUUCAGCCAAAACUACAAAGCAACGAUAGGUGUCGAUUUUGCCCUCAAAAUCCUGGUCCUCGAUGAAGAACGCAUGGUUCACCUCCAAAUGUGGGACAUUGCCGGUAAG